Molecule: messenger RNA, 1218 nt
Organism: Zootoca vivipara (common lizard)
Lineage: Eukaryota; Metazoa; Chordata; Lepidosauria; Squamata; Lacertidae
Product: serine protease inhibitor A3M-like
Molecular function (GO): serine-type endopeptidase inhibitor activity
Source: RefSeq, a predicted model, not a curated record
AUGUUUCAUACCUACCUAUAUGGGCUUCUUGCUGGGUUCUGUGUUUUUGCCCACUGCCACCAUACUUAUGAACGCUGGGAAGACCAUGGCAGUGAUCCACCCUCUUUGCAGAUAGCCCCAGGAAAUACUGGGUUUGCCUUUAGAUCAUACCACCAGCGUGCUUCCGAACAUUCUUAUAAUAACAUUUUCUUUUCACCUUUGAGCAUUUCCACUGCAUUUGCCAUGGUGUCACUGAGAGCUAGAACCACCACGUUGAGUGAGCUUUUGUCAGGACUUGGCUUUAACCAGGCAGAUAUCAGCGAGCAGGAAAUACACGAAGGUUUCCGCCAUCUCUUCCAGAUGCUAAACAACCCCGAUGGUGAAAUCCACUUGAGCAUUGGGAAUGCCCUAUUCACAGAUGACCAAGUGCAACUCCUAGACAAGUUCUUGGAUGAUGCAAAAACUUUUUAUGAGACCGAAGUUUUGCCAACUAAUUUCAAAAAUCCUGAGGAAGCUGAAAGUCAAAUCAAUAGCUACAUUGAAAAAAAACUGGGGAAAUUAGUUAAUGUUUACAAGAAGCCUGGCCCAGAUGCUGUAAUGGUUCUUGUGAAUUAUAUCUUCUUGAAAGCCUUUUGGGAAAACCCUUUUGAUUCUCAGAAAACAAAAGAUAAUGACUUCUUUGUGGAUGAACAAACAGCAGUGACAGUCCCUAUGAUGAAAAAAGACAGCUUGCUUGAGUUUUACCAAGAUGAGGAUUUGUCCUGUAAGGUUGUGAAGCUUCCCUACAAGGGCAAUGCUUCAGCAUUAUUUAUUCUUCCUGACCAAGGGAAAAUGAAGCAGUUGGAAGAUGCUCUUAAUGAAGACGUUUUGUUAAAAUGGAUGAAUUCACUGAAAACACGGAGAAUACAGCUAUUUCUUCCAAAGCUUUCAAUCUCGGGCAGCUAUUCUAUCAAAGGGAAAUUACAAAAAAUGGGUAUUACUGACGUAUUCACAGAUCAAGCAGACCUCUCUGGAUUUACUGGGAAGCCUGAAUUGCAGGUUUCCGAGGCUUUUCAUGAAGCUGUUCUGAAUGUCCACGAGGCUGGCACUGAAGCUGCAGCUGCCACUGCGGUGGAAGCAGCUGGCCAGAGGUUUCGUCCUACAGUGAUGUUCAACAUGCCCUUCCUUGUUCUCAUCUUCCAUGACAUCACCAAUUCCAUCUUGUUCAUGCGAAGAGUUGCAAACCCUCAGAAGGGGUAA